ACCCACUUGAUCCAUUCCACUUUGCACACUCAGAGACUCAGACUCGGAUAGAACAACGCUUUAACAAUGGCCGUCUCCAUUGCUUCUCUCACAUCUUCACUCUCCUCUCUCUCAUUUUCCUCUCAAAUUUCCUCCAAACCAAACAGUCUUUCCUUCCCCCGAUCGAAGUUCAUCUCGGUCUCGCACGCCGCCAAAUUUCCUUCGCUCCUCGUCUCCGCUUCCGUUGCUGCUCCCGAGGAAUUGGAGACCGCCGACCUCGAGAAGUACGUGAAGUCGAGGCUUCCCGGCGGUUUUGCUGCGCAAACGAUUUUCGGCACCGGGCGCAGAAAAUCCGCCAUUGCUAGAGUUGUCCUCCAAGAAGGCACUGGCAAAGUCAUCAUCAAUUACCGUGAUGCCAAGGAAUAUCUUCAAGGUAACCCACUGUGGCUACAAUACGUCAAAUUUCCCUUGGUGACUUUGGGAUAUGAAGGUAGUUAUGAUGUGUUUGUCAAAGCCCAUGGCGGUGGCCUCUCGGGUCAGGCUCAGGCAAUCUCUCUGGGCAUUGCCCGUGCGUUACUAAAGGUGAGCGAGAACCACAGAGUGCCUCUCAGAAAGGAAGGUCUCUUGACAAGAGACUCGAGAGUUGUCGAAAGGAAGAAGCCUGGUCUCAAGAAAGCUCGCAAAGCCCCACAAUUCUCAAAACGUUAGGAUACAUUCCCCAUUCUCAUGGUCCCCGCACCAAAGGAAACCGAAAAGGACCCCCAAAUUGUAUUACUUAAAUGCGUCUUUCUUUUUGUAGAUCCCUUGUAGUUGCGCGCAUCCGGUAUGAAUGUGUUGUAAUUUUUGUACUUGACAUGUUGAAAUUGGCAUGAUUAUUCUUUACAUGUGCUUUAAGGUA
Molecule: messenger RNA, 877 nt
Organism: Morus notabilis
Lineage: Eukaryota; Viridiplantae; Streptophyta; Magnoliopsida; Rosales; Moraceae
Product: 30S ribosomal protein S9, chloroplastic
Exons: 2
Coding region: 67-687 (206 amino acids)
Biological process (GO): translation
Cellular component (GO): ribosome; mitochondrial small ribosomal subunit; plastid small ribosomal subunit
Molecular function (GO): structural constituent of ribosome; RNA binding
Source: RefSeq, a predicted model, not a curated record